Molecule: messenger RNA, 1775 nt
Organism: Saccostrea cuccullata (small rock oyster)
Lineage: Eukaryota; Metazoa; Mollusca; Bivalvia; Ostreida; Ostreidae
Product: sushi, von Willebrand factor type A, EGF and pentraxin domain-containing protein 1-like
Exons: 6
Coding region: 1-1002 (333 amino acids)
Biological process (GO): Notch signaling pathway
Molecular function (GO): Notch binding; calcium ion binding
Source: RefSeq, a predicted model, not a curated record
AUGGAUAGUUCUAUAAUUGUUAUAACCCAAGCUGACCCGACUUUAGUUUAUAUUUCUUUAUUAGUAAUUUCCUGUGGUCACCCUGGUAUUCUGAUAAAUGGUUACCUUAAUGGAAGAGACUUUUCCCAGGGUAAAUUUGUGACGUUCAGCUGUAAGUCUGGUUAUAAACUUGUCGGCAAUCAACAGAGGACGUGUCAAAGCAAUAAAGUUUGGUCUGGAAGUCUCCCAUCAUGCAUCUUUGUGAACACGUGCAAUAGUAAUCCCUGUCAAAAUGGCGGAAGUUGUAUAGAUGGCGAGAAUCAAUACACCUGUAACUGUAUCCAUGGAUACACAGGCGUACACUGUGAAAAAGAUAUUCAGCCACCUAUUGUAAAGAACUGUUCGUCAAAUAUACGAAGUACAUCAUCUUCACGAUUCGUCAACAUCACGUGGCCAGCUCCUACCCUAUACGAUCCAUUUAGUCAUAAAGUUGUUGUGUCCACUAACUACCCGCAUCAUGGGUCUAUCUUUUCUUGGGGAGACUAUACUGCUCGAUAUACAGCUCUAAAACCUUUCAACGGUCUUAGGUCCAACUGCACAUUUAAUAUUACAGUUAGACCUUUGCCUUGUCCAAAUAUUUCUACUCCUUUGAACGGUGCUCUGGUCUGUAAUGGAUGGUUGACAGAUUUUUUUCGUGCAUGUGUUGUGUUCUGUCAAAUAGGAACCCGACCUAGCCCAGAUCAUGACCUCAGCACAAUGUAUUUCUGUGGUGGAGCUGGACGCUGGUUUCCUUCGGUACUCCUGCCUUCCUGUCAAAGAUCAUCUCUGCAACCACCUGAGAGAGAUGCUUUUCAUUACUUCAUGAGCUGUGACAAAAAACACAUAGAUCAAAUGACGAAAAACUAUAUAAACAUUCUUAGAAAGACUAUGUUUAGGAGUGUUUGCUUAAAGUUUAAGGAUCUCUGCAAACCAGAAAAUGUUGAUGUCCAAUGCUCAGAUAUCCAAGUAAAUGAAGUGAUAUAAUUCCACUUAUGUAUCUUUUAUUGAAUGCAACCCAAUUUAAACUAGGAAAUUCCAUCAAAAUUUAUCUUUUUUUUUAUCUAGAUGACCUUCUAUUGAUAAGUUUGUUUUUGUCAAAGUCCUCAUGCAGCAGUUGACCUAGUUCAUCUGCAUUUUGACAAAACACAAAAGCAAAUAGAAGGAAUGAUAGUGUAGUCCUCUAACAAAUUUCUUUUGCAGCAAUUUUUUAAGAUAUAUUCUGUAGAAUCAAGAGAAAAUAAAAAAGAGGAUCUUGGGAGGAGAACAACUACCGGCGGUAAUUGAUUUUUGAAUAUUUCAUCGUAGAUUCAGUGCAUAUAAAUGUAUGCGUUGAUUCAAUACUAGCAAUUCAUAGGCACUUCUAUUACUUACCAAAAUUUGCAGACACUGUGCGAGGUUUAACUAAACAUUAUUGUCCUUUCUUUCCCUCUGUAGGACAGACUCCACUGUUGUUCAACCUUUCUUGUUUUCAUUGUAAUGAAAUGUAGCAAUACACAGGCAAUAAUUUUCUAUGGUUUAUUGACAUGUUUAAAACUAUACAGGUAAUAUAAAAAAGAAUAGCUACAUGUAAAAACCUUGCAUGCAUUGACAAGUAAAAGAAGUUCAUACUCUCGAAUGCAAAAUGAAUCAGUACAAAGUGAAAAUCUUCACGUUCAUAUGUUUGAUAACGGGUGACAAUUUUGGAAGAUCCCGAAGAAGAUAAGGACUCUCCACAAUAUCUUCUACCAUCUUGCGCCAUUGAGCCUUGAAUUUAUAAA